Pangasianodon hypophthalmus (striped catfish) is the source of this 5746-nucleotide messenger RNA. RefSeq names its product tumor necrosis factor receptor superfamily member 11B. Bases 221 to 1453 code for a protein of 410 amino acids. The record is from RefSeq and is a predicted model, not a curated record. The transcript is spliced from 5 exons. Gene Ontology annotation, molecular function: protein binding. Lineage: Eukaryota; Metazoa; Chordata; Actinopteri; Siluriformes; Pangasiidae.
GUGUGUGUGAGGCAGACAGACAGAGGUGGUCGGAGUGGGUGGGCGCGGCUGCCUCGCGCUCUAUAAAAUGCCCCGCAGCCGCUCGCGCUCACACACACACACGCACACACGCACGCGCGCACACACACGCACACUCGCGCACACACACGCACACUCGCGCACACGCACACGCACACACACACACUCAGAACUCUAAUCCCAGUGCGCGCACACGGAGAGAAUGAGGAUGAGCGCGUGCGACACGCCGCCGCGGGCAGCCAUGAGACUCCGCAUGUUCUUUGUCGUGUCCUUCGCCUGGGCUUACCACGAAACUCCCAGGUACGAGCACCAUGACCCAGUGACCUCGGAGCUCCUGCUGUGUGAUCAGUGUCCUCCAGGCACAGCGGUGGAGCGUCACUGCACGUCGGACUCGGUCACCGUGUGUUCUCCGUGUCCGGAGCGGCGCUUUGCCGAGCAGUGGCACUGGGGCGAGAGCUGCCAGCACUGCACCCCCGUCUGCAAGGAGAGACAGUUCGUCAAGAGGGAGUGUAACGCCACACACAACCGUCUGUGCGAGUGUGUGCCGGGAUACCACCUCUCCGUGGAGUUCUGCGUACCACACAGCGUCUGUCCGCCGGGAUACGGAGUCUCCGCACUCGGUACGUCUGACAGUGAUACGGUGUGUGAGAAGUGUCCACGGGGCUUUUUCUCCAGAGUGGCGUCGGCCAGCGGGCCCUGCGUUCCUCACCGCAACUGCUCACAGCUGGGCAUGAAGACGCGGAACCCCGGUACUGCAACUCAGGACACUGUGUGUGACAGAGAACCCACCAUCGACUGCACUCGCAAACACACCGACUGCCACGCUGACAUCACCCUGUGUGAGGAGGCCAUGUUCCAGUUCCUGUUAUCUCCUCCUCUUGCCUCUGUAGAUCUUCUGCUGGAGAGCCUUCCUGGCCGUAAAGUGGACAAGAAGAGCGUGGAGCCGCUGAAGAAGAAGUGCAGCCCCGAGCAGCAGGCCCUGUAUCUCCUGCGGCUUUGGAGAGAACAGAACAAAGACCAAGGGAAGCUCUACAGCAUCAUACAAGGUUUGAACCACUGUGAGAGGAAGGUGUCUCGGUGUGCUGGUCUGAAGAACGUGACGCUGGAGGAUCUGCUGGUGCUGAUGGACAGUCUGCCCGGUGAGAAGGUGAGCGAGGAGGCAGUACGGGCGCUGGCGCUGUCCUGCCCCACGCACCGCCACGUGGCACAGUUACUGCACCUGUGGAAGAGCCAGAACACCGGCCGGGACCUGGCCAAAGCUCUGAAUCACAGCGUGCGGCAGCUACGCUCUCGGAACGCACCGAAGACGCUGCUGCGUGCAAUCAAGCGCAUCAGCCGUGUCAUCACCGCCUCCACACACCGACCGUACGAAAAGAUCCUCACCGGCGCGCUCCGAGACGCCUCGUGCUUCAAAACCAAACCGUAUAAUGACUGAAACCUGGAGGUGGCACGACACAAGGCCGGGCCUGAAGGUCACACGAAGGACAGACGAAGAGAAGACUUAUUUAACUGAGUUGUACAUAAUCUUUGGGCAGAAACUGCGAUGACGGCACGGGGUGGGAUCGGGUUUGGGAGUUUUCGCUACGCUACACGAGACGAGAGAAGAAAAUAUUUUUGUGGCCUGUUUUUUUCCUAUUCUGUUGUUGGACUGCUUUUACUGAAGCUGUAAAAAAAAUAAGGAAUGUCGGUUAUGAAUGUACAGUAAAAAUGGAGUGCAAUUAUGUUUUAUUUAAUUGUAAUCUUGUGUGUUCAGGUUUGUGUGUUAUCCAAAUUUGCUUCAAAUGUUUCUAUUUAUCAAUAUUUGUCAGAAAAACUGGACUCUUGAAGCUACAUUUAUGUAUAUUACAUGCAAGAUGUCAUUUUUUUAACUUUUUUUUAAAUAUUUGUGGCUUUUGUUUUUACAUAAAUUGUUUUUACUUUGCAUUACCGGUUUUUAAAGUGUGGUUGUUUGAAUUUAAAAUAAUCAUAUAUGAGUGCCACUAUUCCUACAGCCUGACUUAAAUAUAGUGUUGUGUUUCCAAAGCCGUGUCAUGUUUUCAUGCUGCACGUUUUACCGCGUAUUGAAUAUUUAUGGGCUUGUCGUUGCUGUGAUGUUGGUUGCCUGCGGCUGACGCUGUCACGGAGAGAAAUCCUCUCAUUUUUCAUCGUUACAGCCGGGAAACUCCCUCAUAUUUCUCCUCGCCUUCUCUUCACCUUUGCUGUAUUUACUGUAUAAACCAAAUGUAAAUAUGUGCCUAUAUAUAGAGUUUUGUAUGAAUGAAGGCUUCUUGUUAACGCUGUUCCUCCCUACAUCAUUUUCUGAAAGUCACAUGAAAGAAGAAGGUCACCGAAACUCUCCUAAUAUGGCUGCAAGUGUCCCCGUGUGAAAUUAUAUGAAAAAGCGGAACAUGAUGGUCUAAACAGGGCUUUUUUUUUUGUCAUAUGCUUGUAAAUCUGAUCUGCUGACCUGAAACCUCAUGUAAUAUCAAACAUUUAUUCCAAAAGAGGAACCUGGUUUUUCAGGAUGGGGACAAAAGCAUCACUUCCACUCGUCAGAGUAAGUAAGCAGUGAGACGACUCAGCGUGACUCACCAUAACGCUUUCUGUUUCAUGAAUAGCAAUGAGCAGAGCCCAGGCUUCAACGCUCUUUUUUUUUCAGGCGUGAACAUGUCAGGAAGACUGUGAUCGUGAGAGAAAAGAUUAAGAAGAUGGCUAAACAGGCUGCGACUUGUAGCAUAAGCCAUCCAAUUCAAAUCCUUUUGAACUUAUUUUGAAUUACAUCCUGUAGAUAAUAUCCUAAGGAGAUCUUCCCACACCUUCAAAGCUCUGCAGGACGUCUGGUGCACGCCGUCUGCUUCCGUCUUCCCAGUGCUGGCUUUACUGGACGUCUCCUCCCUGUGUGUCCUGUAUGCUGUAAACGGUUUUCCCCACUAUAAUUCCAGUGAUGAGACAAACCUUGGAUAAUCACAGGUCUAAGUGGUCAAGUAUAUUCUCUCGAGCCGCCAUGAUAAUACACUCAGGUAAAUAUCUCCCCAGCUCUGUCCACACAGCUGCUCCUGGCCUGCGUUUUGUUUGUGCUCGGACCUGGACCGGACACGAAAAAGGGCUUCUCCAAACAAACAAAGGACUCUGAGCAAGGUAGAACCCAUCAUUGCUCACGUUGUAUCAUUUGUCCACCUUGCAAUUACGUUGUAAGACUUGGUUUCAGGGGUCAGGACCUUGCGCAAGGCAGAAAAGUUCUUUGUUGUGUCUCACUGUGUUCACUUUGUUCAGAAAGCCCUGAAGAGAAGGACUUGUCUAAACAAACUCAGCUUUCUCAGGAACUUGUCCACUGCUGCUCAACAAAAAAUUUUAAGAUUUGGAUCCAAGUUUUGGUUCAUGCUGCUGGUGAUACACUGAAUUGACACUAAUUCAUCGCAGCAGCACUUCUGGUGUGUCAUAUUUACCAUGAAAUAAGGCUUGCAGAAGAAAACCUUGUGUCGGGAAUCAAAGCAUCCUCUCCAAACAGACAAUUUGUUGCUAGAUGUGCUUUUUUAACUCUUGGUUAAGAAGAUGCAUCAUAGCAAGUUUGCUCAAGGGCUAGCACCUACUGUAGUACUAUAGGUACAGACCUAUCAACUAGCAAUAUUGCUUAGCAGCACAGGCUGCUUAGCAACCAUUAUUGCUGUAUAUACUAUCAUGGUUUUUAUGGUUAGUGUAAAAGGUGCUCUAAUUCCGCUUUAGGUAAGAGCUGAUGACCUCUCAGGUCAUGAAAAGAGAACUUCUACAUCAAGUGACUGAAACUCAGAGAUGCUAUUGCAUCCAUUCCAUUAUGUCUGGUCUUUAAAAAAAGAAAAGGGAAAAAAAGCUGACCUUUAUUCAGACCUUUUAUUCAUUUCCUCUAAUAUGAUGUGCUCUGAUGCACUGGACUGUCUCUAAGGAAGUUUAUUCCCUUCAUUAUAAAAACCUCUUUGUUCCACGGUUACCACUGGGAAGUAAAGAUGACCUUUACAUGCGUGUUAUCUCUCAGGGGAUGUGUGUGUCAGGGUGUGUGUGUGUGGAUGUGAGAAUGCUCACGUCUGAAUCUCUCCUAUCAGCUACUUUGUGGAUAACCGUCAGUGGUCCAAGUGUGACGUAGAAGUUUAGAGCUAAAAAUGGAUUGGAAAAAGGAAGCUGUCUGCGGUACAACCACAGCUAUUUGCUUCUCAAAUCACACUGACGUCCUGAUUCAACUUUAAAAAAACUUGAGCUGAUGGAUAGUGAUACAUAAAUCAGAGAUUGUAACAGAAGAUAAAUGACUUAUUUGUAAUAUUUAAAUACAUAAAUGUUUCCUUGAAAAUGAGGUAAAUAUUUGAUCAAAUAUACACUAUAUAGGCAAAAGUAUGUGCACCCCCGACCAUCUUCUUCCCCAAACUGUUUUCACAAAGUCUGUAGCAUUACAGUUUCCCUUCACUGGAACUAAGAGACUCAAACCUGUUCCAGCAUGACAAUGCCCCUGUGCACAAAGCGAGCUCCAUGAAGACAUGGUGUGUGAAGGUUGGAGUGGAAGAACUCGAGUGUCCUGCACAGAGCCCUGACCUCAACCCCACUGAACACCUUUGGGAUGAACUGGAACACCGACUGAACCCCAGACCUCCUCGACAUCCCAACAUCAGCGCCUGACCUCACUAAUGCUCUUGUAGCUGAAUGAACACAAAUCCCCACAGCCACGCUCCAACAUCUAGUGGAAAGCUUCCCAGAAGAGUGGAGCUCAUUAUAACAGCAAACACACGGGGAAUAAAUCUGGAAUGGGAUGUUCAACAAGCACAUAUGGGUGCCCUGGUCAGGGGUGCACAUACUUUUGGCCACAUAAUGUAGAUAAAAUUCUUAUUAAUUACCUAAGACAGAAGUAUUGUACCCAUUUCAUAUUGAUUUAUUGUUUUUUUAAUAGGUCAGCUUUCAGUUGAACUGUCAAACGCCCAUUCAUUAGUUCCAAUUUCCCAUCACAUCUUCACAUCAACAAACUUCUAAAAAUCUGAUGACAGCAAGCAAUCUGAGAAACUUCCUAGAACCCAAGCCACAAACUGUAAGCACUCAGAGGUAAUAAAUGUCAUGGACUUCUCACUGGAUCAGAAAUAUAAUAUAUACAAGAACCAACACCACCAAAAGGUUUAGUGAAAAGAUAAAAAGCUUACACAAAGUAAAAGCUAACACAAAGUCCAAUCUCAGAUUUAAAAAAAGAAGUAGAAAAUCUAAAUAAUGAGCCAUUUUAUUAAAUUUUAUAGAGUUAUUAGAAAACCCCGCCCACUCAGCUUUAACCGUUUGUUACUGAGACUGUGUUAGGGAAGAGAUGACAUGUUUUCAUGUCCAAACCAACUGAUGAAGAUAUCAUGCAUCAUCAAUUUCACGAUUUCCAGGAAAAAGCAAAAACAUGAUUCGUUCUGCUUGGGAACUAAAAAGUCUUGUUCCAGCAGAACAACGAUGGUCCAGAUCACCAUGAAAAUGACUCACAAACCACAAAAUCCAUCCUUCGUGCAUCCCUUUAUUCCCACCACAGCCCAGAACAGAGACUUGGAAUUCUGAAGACGUUUAGUGUGGAGUAGAGAUCUCUGAUACGUUAGUGUGUCCUUUCAACGUCUCAAACCUUUUAGAAGAUCUACAUCAAACAUAUGCCUUCCACAGCUCUGUGAGAGUACAGUGUGAGUACAGUGUGAGUAUAGCGUGAGUAUAUUGUGUGAGUACAGUGUGAGUACAGUGUGAGUAUAGCGUGAAGGUUGUGUGAGUAUAGUGU